AAUCUGGCACUUUGAAAAAUGGCCGUCCCAAAUGGCCUACCGUUUUUCGCAGUCUGUGUUGGUGUGUUACUAGUAACUUACUACAAAGACUUUGCGUUUUCUCACGAACCUCAGACUGUACAAAAAGAUAUUAAGGCACCAAAGUUGUCUCAGUUUGCUGGGCCAACUCUGAAGUUUUUGUUUUGUUCCUCCUGAGGUUACAGGAAAGUGUUUGAGCAGUAUGCUCAAGCACUGCAUGAGCGUUUCCCGGCACUGAUGAUUGUUGGCGACAAUUACCCGCCUCCAGUGCUCCAGGCAACAUUAGCUCAGGCCCUUGGCAUCAUUAAGUUUGUGUUGAUAGGUCUAAUUGUUACAAGCUAUAAUCCUUUUCCUGUGCUCAAUUUACAGACUCCAGGUAUAUUUACUUGGGCAAUUGAAAAUAAGAUGUAUGCUUGCCUUAUGUUAUUUUUUAUCUCAAAUGCAAUAGAGGGACAGUUAAUAUCUACAGGUGCUUUCGAAAUCUUGUUUAAUGAUGUCCCCAUUUGGUCAAAGCUGCAAACAGGACGCAUUCCAUCCCCCUCAGAAAUGAUUCAAAUGAUUGAAAACAAUUUGAGAUAUAUACCAACAUAGCAACUGUGAUGAAACAAGAAAUGGCAGUAUCCUGAAAUGUUUUGGAUACACAGUAAUUGCAGAUAGUCAAGUGGAAAAGGCCCAUGCAGACUUUGAUAGAAAUGACGGUGUCACUAUAAACAGCUCUGCUGCAUGUGAUAACCUGAUAAAACAUCAGAAGUCUCUUGGUCCUUGUCUCAAGCACAAUUUGUUCUUGCUGGUGUUUCCAAAAGAAGGCAGGGUAACCUGUCAUUGUGUAAGAAAGAGUGUGCGUGCGUGUGUGAUACAUGUAAGAUUAACUUACACUAAUUUAUUCAGUUUAUUAUUUUCCAGAAAAAUAAUUUAAGUGCAUUUGAGUUAUUUAGAUAUGUUUUGUAGAAAGGAUAGCUACUUAUGAAAGGAUACAAUUAUUCAGUUGAUUCUAUUAAUUGUUGACUGGUCUUUUGUAUUAAGGAUAUUUUACAUUACACAUCUAUAAAAAAAACUAAUGACAUGCCACAAUCAAUCAGUAUUUGAGAUAAAGAUUUAGACCAUCAAGAAAAUAAGAGUUGAAUCUGGCAAUUUGUUUUUAUUCUCAGAGUUUUGCAUUUGUAAUGUUUUUAUAAUGACCAUUGUUUUCUAAAGUUUAAGAACAAAAAUAAGCCACUUCAAAUAAAAAAAAUGAAUUAAAGUUGUAGAAAUUGAAAACAACUAAUAAUGUUAUUCGAUUAAAAUGGUGAAAUUCAACUUUUUAUGAAGGCAAUUAAAAAAAAACACCUCUAAUAAUUUUUUCAGCUUAUGUCAUAAUCUUCAAAGUGCUUACUUAAAAAGAGUACUAUCUUUAUUACAACUAUAACCAUUAAUUAUAUAUCGUAAACAUCUGAUACUUGGCUUUCUACAUCAUGUGCACCUCCAUAGUAGACAUCUCCCAACUACUGCACUUGUUUCCUGUUUUCAGGGGUAUCAUAUAAAAGUAUUGUCACUUACAGCAGAUUAAAUUUGAUCAUUUGAUGUGGAAAUUAAAUGCUAAAAACUAGCCAUUCAUUGGUUGGUUUACAGAACAAUUUAGAUUUGGUGUACUUUUUCGAGUAUACAUUUCAGGUUGUGUUUUAAAUCAAAACUUAGUAAACAAAACAGAUAAUUCUUAUUUGUACAGUAUCUUUUUCAUUAACUCCCAAGGAUCUUAAUCAUCUUUGUUUACCAUUGUUUAAAAACAUCUUCAUAUUUCAUUUUUUGGUGUUAAAUAUUCUUUGACAUGUUUGUAGCAUUUUAAAUAUGAAUAUUAUUGCAGGCAGUAAUAAAAUUGUGUGCAAGUAUUAAAACAAUUUCCCUUGUAAACUGACUUGUAAUUGUUCUGCUUGUUGCAGCAUAAACAAUCAGGAAGAAACCUAAGUAGAAAUCAUCUAUCAUUUUUUUUCAGCAGAAUGUUUGCAUAAAAUUCAACUUAUUAACAUUAAUCUUAAUAGAACAAAUUUGUAAAAACAAAAUUUAUUAAGGGCUAAAUUUUUAAAGCAGUUUUGUGAUAUUUAGUUGAAAUUGUGCUCUGUCUAGCCAAGUGUAUACUAGAUGUAGCAAGCCACUGUGUUGUAUUCUAGUCUGUAGAUCAGCUUGUUGUCAAUGUUUCUUAUCAGUAUAAUCUAUAAUCAGUUUUUAUUGAUGUGCAAAGAGUUAUCUUUUCUUUCUACUAUUAAACAGAUGGGCUUAGUUGAUUAAAAAUAUUUUGGGACUGGUUUCAAAGUGGAAAUUAAGUCAAAGAAAAUUUCCAGCUGAAAGAAAUUGUGAUCAAAUGGUUACCCUAAGGCCAUGUUACUAGAUUGUUUGCUGUUUUUUUGUUUUGGUAAAUGUUUUCAUACAUUAAAAAAAAAAUAAAAGAUUUUUUAAAACUC
Physella acuta is the source of this 2453-nucleotide messenger RNA. RefSeq names its product thioredoxin reductase-like selenoprotein T1a. Gene Ontology annotation, molecular function: thioredoxin-disulfide reductase (NADPH) activity. Gene Ontology annotation, biological process: cell redox homeostasis. The record is from RefSeq and is a predicted model, not a curated record. Gene Ontology annotation, cellular component: endoplasmic reticulum membrane. NCBI's taxonomy places the organism in Eukaryota, Metazoa, Mollusca, Gastropoda, Physidae.